This is a messenger RNA of Leptonychotes weddellii (Weddell seal), 591 nucleotides long. The record is from RefSeq and is a predicted model, not a curated record. Lineage: Eukaryota; Metazoa; Chordata; Mammalia; Carnivora; Phocidae.
AUGGAGAUCAACAGGACCGCGGGGGCCCGGCUGGCCGGCGGAGUCGCCGGCGAGGAGGAGAGCGGCCCUGAGGUGGAUCAGGUGGUUCCCGCCUUGCACAGAACCAAGUUCAGAGGGGUAAGGUCAGCCCCGCAAGAAGCAUUCCCUCGACUGGACCCCCCGCCCCCCAUCGCCAGGAAGCGAACCCCUCGGGCCCUGAAGACCACGCAGGACAUGCUGAUUUCAUCACAGCCCGUCCUAAGCAGCCUGGAGCAUGGGACAGAGCUGUGUCCUGGGCAGCCCCAGGAUACCCUUCCCCCUGCCCAGCCGGAGCCCCCCGUGGAAAUGGCAGAUAGGGGCGAGGCUCUGCCCAAUGGAGAAGUUUCCCCGUCUGUACCUGACCUGAUUCACCAGGAUGGCCAGGACGAGCCCAAGCUGAAGAUGACUGAGUGCCGAAGGGCCUCGUCCCCUGGCCUCCUCGAGAGGAACGGCCUCGGACUCAGCCCCAUCCACCUGGCCCCGCCACUGGGGGCAGGCAGCCCCCCUCCUCGGGCACGGACCUCCAGCCUUGACAAUGACGGCCGGCACCCAGACCUGCUCUCCUUUGAGUAG